UGAUUAAAUUUUCAUACUGUGUAUUGAUGAAAAACAUAUAUGAAAUGUGAUAAGUUAUUGAUAGUUAAUAUUAGGUCAGCGCCCAGGACAGAUUUGUUUACGGCGAGCAGAGGUGGACGAAUCGUAUCUGUGAUACACCUCACUGAAGUUACAGGAGAGAUAAUAUAAACGCUAGAGUGAUAGCAAUGGAAGAGUUCGUUUAGUCUAGUGUGGUGCUGACAAGUGGGCACCAUGCCACGCUCUGCUUCUGUGUCGGCAGUUCCCCGACGUUUGUAUACACACGCUGCCUCCGCUAGUCCCGGCAAGCGGCCGACUUCCCCUCAGUCAUCAGGAGCCGCUGCACGCCGCAACUCCCUCGAGCUGCUCGACCCUCUGAACUACCCACCCUCGCCCCGAGAGUACGACUCGUGGCCGUGUGAUUCUUUCUUCCUUCUACCCGACUCCGUGUUGGGCAUGGAUGCCGGAGCCUUCAGGGCUGAUCUCACAUCAAUUGACCCUGCUUUGUGUGCCUCACUGCCGGAUUGGAGUAACAAAUUUGACACUAACACUCCCGUGAACCUUCGGUCUUCACACAGACGUACUAACCACGAACGGUCCGGCGUUUCGUUGCGUCAUAGUCACCAAGGACUGACAGUCACCACUGCUGGUCGAGGCACCAUACUUAUAGGCGGCGGCGGUGGUAGCGGUGACGGUCGAGACGGUAACAUGAUGGUAGGUGGGAGUGGGGCCUCGCCUGCGGUGCAAGGUCCUGCUGCUGCAGACUCCUCAUCUUCCCCUGCCAACUUUGCCGAUUCUAACAACGCUCACUCCAACUCCAAGGAACAAUCACACAAAGGGUUCAACACGAGCAACAUAGUGUUCGAGUACGGCGGAUCAGAAGAUCGUUUCGUUACCACGCAACGGGCUGAGCAUUCCUCCUGCUUCACGAUUUAUUCAACAUCACCGUCUUUUCCCGCAUCACCUAUUCAUCCCUGCAUCGACUUCGAAUUUGGAAGCAACCGCGAACUACUAGGUUCUCAAUGCCGCUCGUUAGCCACAAUUUCUGAAGAUACUUUGCUUGCGUCUACUACCAUCACAUCUACCACCUCAGCCGAUUCUGCUGCCGCACCUUCACCUCACAACCUCUCUUCUAAAUCCCCAUUAGCUGGCCCUAAUGAAUUAUUUUUCGGAACAGGCGCUGAGCGGACCUCCAACGUGUCCCAUAGGGACAGAGAAGAGAGGCUUCGUCAGCUCAGAGAGCGGCAGCAAAACGAGAGGCAACAGAAACUCGAGGAGCUCAAAGAACAUGCGAAUGAUUGGUCGGAACAGGCCGCUGCUGCCCAGCGCUUUCGCGAGCAGCAGGAGGCUCAGCGGCGGCAGAGGCUCCAGGAGCUGCGUUCUCGUGACCAGGACCGUCGUCUGCAGGUGGAGGAGCGUCGGCGCGUCAUAGAACAGGCCGACCAGCAGCGUCGGGAGGCUAGCAUCAAAAAGAACGAGCGCGACCAGCGCCUCGAGACAAAGCGGCGCAACGAGCGCAGCAACAUCGUCUUCGCGUUCGGCUCCUCCACGCCCCGCAUGCUGGACCCCAAGGAGACCAGCUCUUUCUGGGGCGCCCGCCGAGCGACAUCCAUCAGCAACGUGACGCUCGGCGCUGAAGGCAGCGGCUCCGGCAGCUCAGCCCGCAGGUCGUCUGAUUGCGUGGACAGCGCCGCCGCUGCUGCAGGAGGCGCUGCUGUGGGCGCCCCUGACCUCGCGCGCAAGCGGGCCACUUCUGCGCAAGGCCUCGACCGCAACCUCAAUGACUUACGCAUGUCGAGCUCCAUGUAUGAAGUGUUUCACUGGACCGACAGCAGCACCGGGGGCUCUCCUACGCAAGGCGCAGAUGACAAGAGUCGCUCAUCGACCACCUCCGUAGCACGUCGCCGCACGGACCUGCACCCCAUCAUUCCGUCGUUGAGGGACUCCACUUCGAACAAGCCGAGGCGGCGGUCCCCAGGUAGAGCUGUGUCCAUGUCGCGACUCGACCAGCUUGCCAAACCCAGGCAGUAUCCUCACUUGCUGGCUCCUUUGCAUGAGAAAGACUCGGAGCGCAUGACCUCUAGUAGCCCUCACUCGCGUACCCGAAGCAUGACUCACUUGGCAGGUGGACGCGGUGGCUCGAGCCGCGCACCCGCUGCGGGUGAGGUCACUGCUCAGAAACUCAACAAGCAGCUGUCACGUAGUAGUGCUGCACUCGUGCGGUCUACUCGCGCUGAACAGCUGCGACAACAUGCACGACUCAUCUCAGGAGGUCGCAGUGGCGGCACCACUCCCAACCAGAUUUCCUCACGCCCAACAAGCGCUCUAAGCCAGACGUCGUCCAGCGCAUCGCCUGCCGGCGUAGUACUCAGGGCACGCACGACACCUCGCAAGCCGCGCCCUAUGAGCAUUGGUGGAUCUGCUCCAUCUGCUGCAGACAGACCGCGAUCUCCUUCUUGUAGAGAGGGCAGGACUGCCGUCAGGAACACAUCGAGUGGCAGUUUGACGUCUGUCAAAUCUUCCCGCGCCAAAAGUGUCGGCGGCCCCGACAGCAGCGCUCCCUCGACGCCGGCCAAGACGGCUCCUAUAGCCCCACCUCGCACUCCUAAGCGCACGCCAGCUCAGGUCAAAGCUGACAGUAAUGCGAAGAAGGCUGAAAAAGCGGCUGCGUUGGCCACCACGUCAGCUCCGAAACGUCCUACUCCUAAAGCAAGUCCCGGCGCUUCUCCCACCGUUGAAAAUAAACCUCUAACAGCGGCAAACAGAAAAGUUACCCUGAAAAAAUCUAUCGAAAAGCCAAAGGCAUCAGACCCUCAACAAGACAAGGAAAACUCUUCUACGCAAGGACUUGAAAAGGAACAGUCUAACGUAGAGGUUUCUGAAUCUGAGGCAAUCUUUGAGCCAGCAAGUACUGUCUCAGAUAAACCGGACUCGGGAAUUAUUUCUGAUGUUAAAAGCGACGCAUCCACUUUAGAGCAUACGACGAGUAAUCUAGAAACCGCGGUACAGGCUGUGAACAAAGAAUCAACUGUCGAAAGCGAAACUACCACCACAACAAUAGAAACGAGUGCUUUUGAGGGUGGCAAUGAGACGAAAGUUAUCACUGAAACGGUGACGACGGUUACUUCAUCAGACGGAGCACUCGAAAGCGUCCAAACUAUUGUCGAGACGUCCGACAUCGUUAUUACGUCCAUUGAAGAGACUGUCCCUUCACAGGAACAAACGACAGUUGCGACUACGGUGUCGAGCAACGAAAAUACUGAUAUUGUUGCUGAGGUUGAAAAAGUUGCCAACACCAAUGAGGCGCCCAAACCUGGUUUCAUUCCCGAGUUUGACGAGGUGGUCGCUAUGAACGAGGCCGAUAAGAAUCAAAAUGGCACGGGCCCGUCUGGAACAGAUCGACCUGUAACUGGCUAUGCCUCGGAAGAGGAAUACAAAGCAGUGCUUGCUGAGAAACGUCGCCUCGCGAGGGAAGCUCGUGAACGUGAAAUCGAGAUGGAACGCCAGAAGCAGAUUGAGGAAGCUGAGAGAGAACGUAGGGAGGAAGAAGAAAUGCUGCGUUUAAUGGAGGAACAAAAGAAAGCCGAAGAAGAGCGACUACGUCUUGCUAUUGAACAAGCAGAUAGAGAGAGGGAAGAAGAACUCAAACGCAAAGCUGAGGAGGAGAAACUACGAAUUGAGGCUGAGCGUCAAGAAGCUGAACGGCAAAAGGAAGCAGAGGAGAAAUUACGCAAAGAAGAGGAAGAGCGAAAGUCGCGUAAGGACCGCGUCGCUGCCAUCAUGGCUCGCACAAGGAGAGGAGGCAGCCUUACUCCAAACAAGAGUGAAUCGAAAACUCCUUCGGAUGAGAGCAAAACAAUCAACGAGGCGUUGCUGAAAGCUAAUCUCACCGACUCGAUGAUAGACAAAAUGUCUGAUUCAAUGAUAGCUGCAGCCACUAUAGACUCUGAAAAUGAAAGCUGUCAAGCCUCGAGCGGAGUAUCUUCUCAGCCGAUGAGUGACGCAUCAUCUCAGCCUAACAGCGACGUGUCAAGCUCCCACGCUCCGUCCAGUGAUGUGUCAUCACAGAGCACACUCGGCCACAGUACUGUGGACACCAGUGGUGCGAGCUCGCUGGAUCAGACUGUGCAGGGUAACAUCAUCAGCUCUCAAGAAGCUUCGGUGGACCUACUGAGUGCGGCUGUCGCAGAUAUCACGUUGCACCAUCACACCAACGGCAACGUAUUGCUCACAGACACUACUAACGCACCACAGUCUAUGGAUCUGCUCGGCUCCCUUAAUGGACACACAAAUGGCGUCAACAAUUGCAAUCCUGAGCAGGAGAGCGUGGAUCUCCUGGGGUCAUUCAAUCCAAUCACCAGUGAUGCAGCGUUUGGUGACCAGUCCCACGCCUUCACAACAAACACGGCAGAUUUUGAGCAGAUUAUUGACGCUGGUCAAUUCAAACUAACUAAUGAAGAUGCCAUUAACAGCAACCCGCCAGCAGAUCCAUUUAUAGCAUUCGAACAAAAUUUGAAUAAGAAAACUUCAGAAAACAACACAUCCGUUCCAGAUAUUCUGAUGUGAGCGCUGCUCCUCACAGACGAUACGUCGGAAGUGUUACGUUUACGUUUCCCCGGCUCCAAAAGGCCGAUGUGGUCUCGUUCUUCACACCGCCCGCAGUCAAGCCGUCGGGGAAAACCAAUUCUUAGUCAUUAGAUUCUAGUGGCAUAAAAAUGAAGCCAUUUUCGUGCGAUGUUCAUUCAAUUUUUUUCUCCAUUGUUUUCAAUUCUAGUUAGAUUCAAGUAUCUCGAGUGUUUUUUGUGAUUGAUUAUAGUAAACCGAUAUCAUAUGACUCGAGUGACAUUUGUGAUGAAUUAAUAGUAAAAUGUUAUUUGUCUCUUAACAUGAGAAUCAAGUAUUCUUAGCCUAUCUGUCCAUUACUUGUACCAUGUUGAAGGCACUAGUAACCGAGCGUUGUGGUGCCCCUUGAUAGGAUAACAAGUUUAAUAGUGAUAGCCCCGCCAGCCGCCACACCUCGUUAUUGAGGCCUUGCUUAGAUUUAUUGCGUCGAGCAUGCGGUGUGGUGCACUUGAUUAGAGUACCAGAUAAAUAUCAUCGUACUCGUCUUGAUCUAUGAACAGACUAUCAUGAAAUGAUGUGAACUAAUGCCUUAAUUGAGUUAUCUUGAAAAUCUUUAAAUAUGAAGAGUUGUGAAGGAUGUGCAUGUGAUCGAGCUGGCAAUUAUUGUCUUAAUUUAAUGGGCUUGAUGUGCUUCCCUAUCCGCAUAGCAACUUCUUGUUUAUCGUCGUUAUCUUAGGUAAUUUCUUAGAUAGUGGAAAUAUCUUUUUUAUGUAAUAAUCAAGACAUAAGCUAAUAAUGUACAGAGAUUUAAUUACACUAACUUCAUAUUAAGGGCUUCACAUUUCAGCAUGAAAGUGCGAGUAAUCGUAUUAGAUAUUGAUAGGUUUCAAAUCCUGAAUUUUAACUAAUCAUCUAACACUUAUUAGUUACAUUUGAGGGUCAAUUCGAAAAAAUGGCAUCUAUAAAUUCAUUCAACCAGCUUGUCUCGAUCCGAGAUCAACUUAUCUAAUAGAUCAAUUUGAAGCUAGCUUUUACGUAGGAAUUGGUUAUUUUACGAUUGAUUAACUAGAAGGUUAAAUUGCAGGCAUCAGCUUCCCCUUGGCUUUGUGCGGACACUCCGCUUUCUUGUAUCUACACUCAAUAACCGUGUAAAAAUGCUUAUGUGAAAAAUGAUGAACGAAUAAACGUUUUCUUUUAUUCCAUAUCAA
Molecule: messenger RNA, 5768 nt
Organism: Hyalella azteca
Lineage: Eukaryota; Metazoa; Arthropoda; Malacostraca; Amphipoda; Hyalellidae
Product: MAP7 domain-containing protein 1
Exons: 19
Coding region: 232-4563 (1443 amino acids)
Biological process (GO): microtubule cytoskeleton organization
Cellular component (GO): microtubule cytoskeleton; nucleus
Source: RefSeq, a predicted model, not a curated record